Messenger RNA from Symbiodinium sp. CCMP2456, 626 nucleotides. The record is from the annotation of a GenBank genome assembly. NCBI's taxonomy places the organism in Eukaryota, Dinophyceae, Suessiales, Symbiodiniaceae.
AUGGCUUCGUCUCGAUGUUCGGCACAAGUGGACUGGGAGUCCACGGAUGGGAUCUUCCUGCGCAACAUCCCUGCUAAGUGUGAUGAACAAGCUUUGCGCAACUUCGUGCAGGCGAAGGGGGUGACAGAUUUCAGCGCAGAGAUGGCCGUGUUUCCGAAUGGCAAUGCCAAGGGGUUCGCCUCGUUCCGCUUCAGUGCAAGGUCUGGAAUGCAGGACUUCGUUUCCAAAGUCCAUGGCCAGUUCAUCCCAGGCUUUCAGAAGACAAUGCCGCUGUUUUGCGAGCCACUGAGGGGCACAGAGUCACGACGAAUCCUUCGCAGUAGAAGCUACAUGCCUGCGCCAUCACGGCCAUGGGCACCCGGGCCCCGCGAGCACAGUUCCAUCAGCGGGGAAGGAAGAAAUUCCACCGGGAGCCACGGGAAGAGCAAGGGCACAAGCGGCUUCAGCACGAUGGUCAGCGGUAAGGGUUUCCACAUUGAGCCUGGAUAUCAUAGUGCCUCUGCAAGCACGGAGGUAGCCAGCGGUGCUGGCGAGGCAACGUGUGGGGCCAUGGUAAUCGACCAGCCCUCGUCGAAGUUUGAGCUCUGGCAUGCGCUGCCUUGUGACCGUCUGGUCGCCGACGAUUG